AAUGCUGAGAGAAUGUUUCUUUAAGACCCAUUACCUUCCAAUCCGACAGAGGGGGAGUCUGUGGUAAGGUGGCGUAUCGUCUCUCUUCGCGUCCCCCUUCCUCGCCGUUUACAUGUGGAGGAAAAAAAGAGAGAGAGAGAGACAAAAAGACAGAACGCGCACCGCGGUGAGCUUUUUACUUUACGCUUUUUUUUGUUUUGUUUUUUGGGGGGGUGGUGGCACGCACGCCGAGGCAAAGGAUCCGCGGAGAUGAUGGACCUAAGGGAUAUUUAACAUCAAACAUGGACACUACAGGCUCCCCCCCGAUGACUGUGCUCUGGCCCCUGGUGCUGUGAGGAGCUCUGCCUCGUGGACACAAUUUAGGAGCAUCGGCCCUCCUUUAUCCCUUCCUUCCCCCCCGUAUAUCCUUCCCUUCCUCACCCUCCGCCAAUCCUAGCAACCCACAGAACGGCUUCCCCUCUUCCUCUUGCAUAACAGGGGAACACAUAAGCAUUCUGAUCAUUUACCAUGCAGGUCGGGACUUUGUGAAGGAAGACAACCGAGCAAAGACGAACAGAAGUGAGCGGAGAGAGGAAAAAAAAUAUAAAGGCAAUAACACAGGAAGAUGUAGAUGUAGACACGACCAAAGGAAUGAUAUUUUUGGAAAGAUGUAAAGAUUUAUAUUUUGUACAUCCAACUUUUAGUAUGAGCUCAUAAAACACCCCAAGGCACGACCACAAGACAUUUUGCACGUACAAUCCUCUUAUUUUAGUUAUUAACCUGACACACACGCUACGGUCUCAUGAUGAUGUGCGAGGUGAUGCCCACCAUAUCUGAGGAUGGGCGAAGCGGGACUGGUGGAGGCCCCUCCUCGCCUGCCGGUACCGGGGUUGGAGGCCCCGGGGGUGCGAUGGGCGGAGGGGGGUUCAGCGGCCGGGAGCCCCGAGGAGGAGGAGACGAAGGAGGCAGCACGGGGAACCUGGAGUCCCUGAUGGUCAACAUGCUGACGGAGAGGGAGAGGCUGCUGGAGAACCUGAGGGAGACGCAGGAGAGCCUGGGAACCGCUCAGCUCCGCCUCCGCGAGCUCGGCCACGAGAAGGAGUCACUCCAAAGGCAGCUGUCCAUCGCUCUCCCACAGGAGUUUGCUGUGUUGACUAAAGAGCUGAACGUUUGCCGGGAGCAGCUUCUCGAGAGGGAGGAGGAGAUUGCUGAGCUCAAGGCGGAGAGAAACAACACACGUUUGUUGCUGGAACACCUGGAGUGUCUUGUGUCUCGCCAUGAGCGCAGUUUGAGGAUGACGGUAGUGAAGAGACAAGCCCAGUCCCCAGCAGGGGUCUCCAGUGAGGUGGAAGUCCUCAAGGCUCUCAAAUCCCUGUUUGAGCACCACAAGGCCCUGGAUGAGAAGGUUCGAGAGAGGCUCCGUGUGGCCCUCGAGAGGGUGUCCAUGUUAGAGGAUCAACUUGCCGCAUCUUCUCAAGAGGUAAUCUCUUUAAGAGACCAAAUUAAAAGACGUCAACAAGGGGUGGACGGCGGGAAAGAUCGACUACCCAACGGUCCCUCCUCUGGCCUGGAGGAUGGGGAGCUUGAAAGACAAAGAGAAGGAGAAAUAGAGCGACAGAGAGCCGAACUCUCCCAGCUGAGGGAGAGGUUGGCCCUCAUGUGCCGGCAGGUUGGGGAAAUAGAGGAACAGCUUGCGGCCGCCAGGAGGGAGGUGACGAAGUCGGAGGAGGCCAAUCAGAAGCUCCAAAGAGAAGUGAAAGAGGCUCUUUGCCAAAGAGAGGACAUGGAGGAAAGAAUUACAACACUAGAGCGGAGGUACCUCAGUGCCCAGAGGGAGGCGACUUCUCUCCACGAUAUCAAAGACAAGCUGGAAAAUGAACUGGCAAGCAAAGAGUCCCUGCACAGACAGAGUGAAGAGAAGAACAGACAACUACAGGAGCGUCUUGAUGAGGCCAAGCAGAAGCUCCAGCAGACUCUGCAGAGGGCCGAGACGCUGCCUGAGAUCGAGGCCCAGCUCGCCCAAAGAGUGGCUGCUCUCAACAAGGCAGAGGAGCGUCAUGGAAACUUUGAGGAGCGACUACGGCAAAUGGAAGCCCAACUUGAGGAGAAGAACCAAGAGCUGCAGAGGGCGAGGCAGAGGGAGAAGAUGAAUGAUGAACACAACAAACGUCUCUCAGACACAGUGGACAAGCUUCUGUCUGAGUCCAAUGAGAGGCUUCAGCUGCACCUCAAAGAGAGGAUGGCAGCACUGGAGGAGAAAAAUGCUCUUUCUGAGGAACUCUCCAAUAUGAAGAAAAUCCAGGACGAUCUUCUAGCUAACAAGGAGCAGCUCCUUGCUGAGCUGGAGCGAAUCCAACUGGAGCUGGAUCAGCUGAGAGGCAGACCAGGCUCUUCAUAUUCCAGGGCGGGCAGCGUGAGCUCACUUCCCUCCACCCUUUUUCGAAGAUCUCUUCCAGGGAGUGCCUCGGAGCUGCGGUACCCUCAGGGCAGCGGCUCACUCCCAGCUGGCUACGGCAGCUCCUCUAGCGGGGUGGUGGUCAGGCGGGCACACCGCGGCCGGUGGGGGCCUCCUAGAGACGAUAGUAACAAGUAUGGAGAGUGGGACAGCAGCACUAUGCUGGGACCUGGGUAUGAAGGCGGUGUGGAAGGAGGCUGCUCUGAUGAUGAGGAGGACAGAGAGACUCUGUUUGGAUCAGAGCUGCUGUCUCCCAGUGGACAGACAGAUGUACAGACUUUGGCCAUCAUGCUACAGGAGCAACUGGAGGCCAUUAACAAGGAGAUUAAGCUGAUCCAGGAAGAAAAGGAGAGCACAGAGCUGAGGGCAGAGGAGAUUGAGAGUCGGGUCAGCAGCGUGGCCCUCGAUGCCUCCCCUCUUCCUCCCUCCUCGCUGGGAGGACGGGACAGCGUCGGCAGGGGCUACAUGACUCCCUCCAUCACCUCCUCCACGUUAGCGUCUCCUUCACCACCCAGCUCUGGACAUUCCACCCCCCGUCUGCCACAUUCACCUGCCAGGGAGACUGACAGACAGAAUAGCAAAGACGGUGAAGAAUGCCGAGCACUCGCCCUGAUCGACUCCACCCCUCCACCUGUUCCACGAGCUCUGCGACUGGACCGGAUGACCCACACUCACCCGGGGGCGGGCCUCGACGACCACCGUGAAUUUCGCAGUCUCUCUGCUGACGGUGUCACCACAGCUAGCCAGGAUUCCCUCCACAAAGCCAGCAAAAAGAAAAGCAUUAAGUCAUCCAUUGGUCGUCUCUUUGGCAAAAAAGAGAAGGGAAGGAUCGGUGCACCUGGACGCGAAUCUGCCUCGCUGGCCUCCACACCCUCUGAUGACCUGGGAUCAGCUGACCCAUUAGGUUUGGCCAAACUUGGGACUGGAACAGUGGAAAAAGAUCGGCGCAGCAAAAAGAAGCAUGACUUGUUAGAGGAAGCUUGUCGUCAGGGUCUGCCUUUCGCCUCAUGGGACGGCCCAACUGUUGUUACAUGGCUUGAGCUGUGGGUUGGGAUGCCGGCCUGGUAUGUGGCAGCGUGUCGUGCCAACGUGAAGAGCGGCGCCAUCAUGGCCAAUCUGUCGGACACGGAGAUCCAGAGGGAGAUCGGCAUCAGCAACCCUCUGCACCGGCUCAAACUCCGCCUGGCCAUCCAGGAAAUGGUCUCCCUCACCAGUCCGUCUGCACCUGCCAGCACUCGAUCUUCAACCAGUAAUAUUUGGAUGACACAUGCUGAGAUGGAGUCUCUCACUGCUGCCACCAAACCAGAGCAGAAGGAGUUCAGCUGGGAUCAGAUCUUGGCCUACGGAGACAUGAACCAUGAGUGGGUGGGAAACGAGUGGCUGCCGAGCCUCGGUCUGCCUCAGUAUCGCUCCUACUUCAUGGAGUCACUGGUGGACGCUCGUAUGCUCGACCACCUCACCAAGAAAGAACUGAGGGGCCAGCUGAAGAUGGUGGACAGUUUCCACAGAGUGAGUCUUCACUAUGGCAUCAUGUGCCUGAAGCGCUUGAACUACGACAGGAAGGAGCUGGAAAGGAGGAGGGACGAAAGUCAGCAUCAGAAUCAAGAUGUGAUGGUUUGGUCCAAUGAGCGAGUGAUGUGUUGGGUUCAAUCUAUUGGGCUGAAAGAGUUUGCUGACAACCUAUUAGAAAGUGGGGUCCAUGGGGCCCUCCUUGCACUAGAUGACACCUUUGACUACACCGACUUGGCCCUCCUUCUUCAGAUACCAAACCAGAACACACAGGCGAGGCAACUCCUCGAGAAGGAGUACAAUGCUCUCAUCUCCAUGGGAACAGAGAGGAGGCCAGAUGAGGACGGCACGAAAACAUUCACACGGUCACCAUCAUGGAGGAAGAUGUUCAGAGAGAAGGACCUCCGCGGCGUGACCUCGGACUCCUCAGAAACAUUACCUGCCAACUUCCGUGCCUCCGCCAUCUCGACCCCCUCCGUCACCCUGAGGAAGGUCCAGAGCGAAGUAAACUCUGGUCCAAGAGGAGAGUCGGGGUCCGUGAGAACAUAUUCCUGCUAAAAGAUAAGCACACCAGAAGCCCACCUCCAUCCCAACCCAAGGAAAAAAAGAGAACAUCACAUUUUUGAAGAAAAAAACCUGAGGAACAAAAAAACAAAACAUGGACACUAGAAGAUGACCAACGACGUUCGAGGCGCAUCUCGAAUAAUCAAAGACACUGAGUGAAUGAUUUGUGAAAAGAUGAUAAAAUAAUGCGUGAAUGUCUGUUUACCCAUCAGUUUCUCUCUCUUUCUCUCUCUCUCUCUCUCUCUCUCUCUUUCUCUCUCUCUCUCUCUCAUCUUGAUCCAUAGUUGUGGCAUGAUGCUGUUUGAUUCUGUAGAAAGUGGCCUGUAGAAAGUGACCAUUGCCUAUCGUGAAUUCAUCUUCCGUUUUUGAGUGUGAGAUGGCAAUAUUGACACAAUGAAUUUAUAGUUUUUAAAACUGGAAAAAAAAAAUGCAUUCCUUUUCGGAUCAAGAGAAUGACGACACACAUCCUUUCAGUUGAUCUGACUAUGAUUUAGACUGAUAAUAGAACAUACUCUGCCUAUAGGAACAUCACAAUACAGUCCGGUCUGGGAAGAGGGAGGCUCAAUGGGAGAAUGUCGGUGAUUAUACACAGAGGGGGGAGUCAAAUGUAUGUUCUUAAGCCAUAACAGAUAUGAGAUGCACAAAUGUGAAUAGGACAGACAAUGAGACAAUUAGCCAAGUGCUUUAUGACAAAAUCCUAUUCAAAAUGAGGGGGAAAAAAGAGUUUAGCUCGAGAGCAUUUGUGUUAAUAUGCAUGCCAAAAUCAACCAUUUUAGAGUGAACGUCAUGAUAUCAAUCAUCUAAUGAUGUGAAAGCUUGGGUCAGGACUUUGUAAAAUGUGUGUAUUUUAUUUUUAUCAUUUUUUAUGAUAACUGCUAUUGUAUGUACGUAUGUAUGUAUGUACAGUAUGUAUGUGUGUGUAUUAAACUGUAUGUUCAUUUCAUACUUA
Molecule: messenger RNA, 5456 nt
Organism: Acanthochromis polyacanthus (spiny chromis)
Lineage: Eukaryota; Metazoa; Chordata; Actinopteri; Pomacentridae
Product: liprin-alpha-3-like
Exons: 32
Coding region: 782-4501 (1239 amino acids)
Biological process (GO): synapse organization
Cellular component (GO): presynaptic active zone
Molecular function (GO): protein binding
Source: RefSeq, a predicted model, not a curated record